GAGACUUUUUAGAAAGUAAGGGUGGCGGCUUAGACUGUAAUCCAAAGCCACGCAUUGUUGUCGAUCCUUUUUCUCCAUUUAUAAUCUAUGUCACUCUUUCAUAUUUUGAAAGAUAAGCGAUGCAAUCAGCUUCCCGAGUACGCUCGUUGAAUCCAUUGUUUCCGUCUUUUACUAGCACACUUCCCUCUUCUCUUCGCUUUCAACCUCGGUUUCUUAGGAUCUCGAAUCCAUCGUCCUCAUUGUUACUGGGGAAUCCUUUCCUUACCGAUCGAUCUGCUCCAGCAAGUCUGCGCUCUCCUGCGGGUGACUCUGUACAAAAUCAAGAGAUGGCUGUGAAGGAUGGCCGAGACCCUCGCAUAGCGAAAAUCUCCUCCGCAAUCCGAGUCAUCCCAAAUUUUCCCAAGCCAGGGAUUAUGUUUCAAGAUAUAACAACCUUGCUUCUUGAUACAAAGGCUUUCAAAGACACGAUUGACUUGUUUGUGGAGAGAUAUCGAGAUAAAAAUAUCUCUGUCGUGGCAGGUGUUGAAGCAAGAGGCUUUAUAUUUGGUCCUCCCAUUGCAUUAGCUAUUGGGGCAAAAUUUGUGCCCAUGAGAAAACCCAAUAAAUUGCCAGGGGAGGUUAUCUCAGAAGAGUAUUCUUUGGAGUAUGGAACUGACAAAAUGGAGAUGCAUGUGGGGGCCGUAGAACCAGGGGAACGAGCCUUAGUCAUUGAUGAUCUUAUUGCCACUGGAGGCACCUUAUGUGCUGCAAUCAAGCUGCUUGAACGUGUGGGGGUGGAAGUGGUUGAAUGUGCUUGUGUGAUUGAGUUGCCAGAGUUGAAGGGACGAGAAAGGCUGGGGGACAACCCGCUAUUUGUGUUAGUUAGUGCAGCUUGAGUUCGGAGUUAUGAUGUUUACUUUUAGCUCUUAAAAAGACGUUGUGGGUUCUCAUUUGCUUGGAGCUUUGUUAGAGGCUUCAUAUUUCCCUGACGUUCUCUUGAUAUUGAAAUAAAGUGGGGGCUUGGGUUGAGUCUGUUAUGGCUGCUGAAGGGAUUGAUUUGUUAGGCAAGGCUUGUUGAGAUGAGUUCAUUGAACAUUGACGCGCCUAAGGCACGUGUUGGACCUUUCAGCUUCAGCUUUUGCUAUUGCAUGGUUGGUGAAUGGAUUAUUGAGUUGUGGAAUA
Molecule: messenger RNA, 1161 nt
Organism: Prosopis cineraria
Lineage: Eukaryota; Viridiplantae; Streptophyta; Magnoliopsida; Fabales; Fabaceae
Product: adenine phosphoribosyltransferase 1-like
Exons: 7
Coding region: 120-875 (251 amino acids)
Biological process (GO): adenine salvage
Cellular component (GO): cytoplasm; cytosol
Molecular function (GO): adenine phosphoribosyltransferase activity
Source: RefSeq, a predicted model, not a curated record